AUGCAGUUGAGCAGAAUCUCUCCCGCUUUCCAUCACCCCGCCCCAUUCUCCCGCUUUCCAUCACCCCGCCCCAUUCUCCCGCUUUCCAUCACCCCGCCCCAUUCUCCCGCUUUCCGUCACCCCGCCCCAAUCUCCCUCCUUCCAUCACCCCGCCCCAUUCCCCUGCUUUCCAUGACCCCGCCCCAUUGUCCCGCAAUCCAUCACCCCGCCCCAUUCUCCCGCUUUCUAUCACCCCGCCCCAUUCUCCCGCUUUCCAUCACCCCGCCCCAUUCUCCCUCCUUCCAUCACCCCGCUUCAUUUUCCCUCCUUCCAUCACCCCGCACCAUUCUCCCGCCUUCCAUCACCCCGCCCCAUUCCUCCGCUUUUCAUCAUCCCGGCCCAUUCUCCCGCUUUCCAUCAUCCCGCCCUAUUCUCCCGCUUUCCAUCACCCCAACUCAUUCUCCCGCUUUCCAUCACCCCGCCCCAUUCUCCUCCCUUCCAUCACCCCGCCCCAUUCUCCCGCUUUCCAUUACCCCGCCCCAUUCUCCCGCUUUCCAUCACCGCGCCCCAUUCUCCCGCUUUCCAUCACCCCGCCCUAUUCUCCCGCUUUCCAUCAACCCGUCCCAUUCUCCCGCUUUCCAUCAUCCCGCCCCAUUCUCCCGCUUUCCAUCACCCCGCCCCAUUCUCCCGCUUUCCAUCACCCCACCCCAUUCUCCCGCUUUCCAUCACCCCGCCCCAUUCUCCCGCUUUCCAUCACCCCGCCCCAUUCUCCCUCCUUCCAUCACCCCGCUCCAUUCUCCCUCCUUCUAUCACCCCGCCCCAUUCUCCCUCCUUACAUCACCCCGCCCCAUUUCCCUGGCUUCCAUCACCCCGCCACAUUCUCCCGCUUUCCACCACCCCGCCCCAUUCUCCCGCUUUCCAUCACCCCGCCCCAUUCUCCCGCUUUCCAUCACCCCGCCCCAUCCUCCCACCUUCCAUCACCCCGCCCCAUUCUCCCUCCUUCCAUCACCCCGCCCCAUUCUCCUGGGUUCCAUCACCCCGCCACAUUCUCCCGCGUUCCAUCACUCCGCCCCAUUCUCCCGCUUUCCAUCAUCCCGCCCCAUUCUCCCGCUUUCCUUCACCCCGCCCCAUUCUCCCGCUUUCCAUCACCCCGCCCCAUUCUCCUGCUUUCCACCACCCCGCCCCAUUCUCCCGCAUUCCAUCACCCCGCCCCAUUCUCCCGCUUUCCAUCACCCCACCCCAUUCUCCCGCUUUCCAUCACCCCACCCCAUUCUCCCGCUUUCCAUCACCCCAUCCCAUUCUCCCUCCUUCCAUCACCUCGGCCCAUUCUCCUUCCUUCCAUCACCCUGCCCCAUUCUCCCGCUUUCCAUCACCCCACCCCAUUUCCCCGUUUUCCAUCACCCCGCCCCAUUCUCCUGCUUUCCAUCACCCCGCCCCAUUCUCCUGCUUUCCACCACCUUGCCCCAUUCUCCCGCUUUCCAUCACCCCGCCCCAUUCUCCCGCUUUCCAUCACCCCACCCCAUCCUUCCACCUUCUAUGACCCCGCCCCAUUCUCCCUCCUUUCAUCACCUCGCCCCAUUCUCCCGCUUUCCAUCACUCCGCCCCAUUCUCCCGCUUUCCAUCACCCCGCCCCAUUCUCCUGCUUUCCAUCACCCCGCCCCAUUCCCCCACUUUCCAUCACCCCGCCCCAUUCUCCCGCUUUCCAUCACCCCGCCCUGUUAUCCCGCUUUCCAUCACCCCGCCCAAUUCUCCCGCUUUCCAUCACCCCGCCCCAUUCUCCCUCUUUCCAUCACCCCGCCCCAUUCUCCCUCCUUCCAUCACCCCGCCCCAUUCUCCGCUUCCCAUAACCCCAGCCCCAUCUCCCUCCUUCCAUCACCCCGCCCCAUUCUCCCUCCUUCGAUCACCCCGCCCCAUUCUCCCGCUUUCGAUCAGCCUACCCCAUUCUCCCGCUUUCCAUCACCCCGCCCCAUUCUCCCGCUUUCCAUCACCCCGCCCCAUUCUCCCGAUUUCCAUCACCCCGCCCCAUUCUCCCGCUUUCCAUCACCCCGCCCCAUUCUCCCUCCUUCCAUCACUCUGCCUCAUUCUCCCUCCUUCCAUCACCCCGCCCCAUUCUCCCGCUUUCCAUCACCCCGCCCCAUUCUCCCGCUUUCCAUCACCCAGCCCCAUUCUCCCGCUUUCCAUCACCCCGCCCCAUUUUCACGCUUUCCAUCACCCCGCCCCAUUCUCCCGCUUUCCAUCACCCCACCCGAUCCUCCCACCUUCUAUCACCCCGCCCCAUUCUCCCUCUUUCCAUCACCCCGCCCCAUUCUCCCGCUUUCCAUCACCCCGCCCCAUUCUCCCGCUUUCCAUCACCCCGCCCCAUUCCCCUGCUUUCCAUCACCCCGCCCCAUUCUCCCGCUUUCCAUCACCCCGCCCCGUUCUCCCGCUUUCCAUCACCCCGCCCAAUUCUCCCGCUUUCCAUCACCCUGCCCCAUUCUUCCGCUUUCCAUCACCCCGCCCCAUUCUCCCUCUUUCCAUCACCCCGCCCCAUUCUCCCUCCUUCCAUCACCCCGCCCCAUUCUCCGCUUCCCAUAUCCCCAGCCCUAUCUCCUGCUUUCCAUCACCCCGCCACAUUCUCCCACUUUCCAUCACCCCGCCCCAUUCUCCCUCCUUCCAUCACCCCGCCCCAUUCUCCUGGGUUCCAUCACCCCGCCACAUUCUCCCGCGUUCCAUCACUCCGCCCCAUUCUCCCGCUUUCCAUCAUCCCGCCCCAUUCUCCCGCUUUCCUUCACCCCGCCCCAUUCUCCCGCUUUCCAUCACCCCGCCCCAUUCUCCUGCUUUGCACCACCCCGCCCCAUUCUCCCGCAUUCCAUCACCCCGCCCCAUUCUCCCGCUUUCCAUCACCCCGCCCCAUUCUCCCGCUUUCCAUCACCCCGCCCCAAUCUCCCUCUUUCCAUCACCCCAUCCCAUUCUCCCUCCUUCCAUCACCUCGGCCCAUUCUCCUUCCUUCCAUCACCCUGCCCCAUUCUCCCGCUUUCCAUCACCCCACCCCAUUUCCCCGUUUUCCAUCACCCCGCCCCAUUCUCCUGCUUUCCAUCACCCCGCCCCAUUCUCCUGCUUUCCACCACCUUGCCCCAUUCUCCCGCUUUCCAUCACCCCGCCCCAUUCUCCCGCUUUCCAUCACCCCACCCCAUCCUCCCACCUUCUAUGACCCCGCCCCAUUCUCCCUCCUUUCAUCACCUCGCCCCAUUCUCCCGCUUUCCAUCACUCCGCCCCAUUCUCCCGCUUUCCAUCACCCCGCCCCAUUCUCCCGCUUUCCAUCACCCCGCCCCAUUCCCCCACUUUCCAUCACCCCGCCCCAUUCUCCCGCUUUCCAUCACCCCGCCUUGUUAUCCCGCUUUCCAUCACCCCGCCCAAUUCUCCCGCUUUCCAUCAUCCCGCCCCAUUCUCCCUCCUUCCAUCACCCCGCCCCAUUCUCCGCUUCCCAUAACCCCAGCCCCAUCUCCCUCCUUCCAUCACCCCGCCCCAUUCUCCCUCCUUCGAUCACCCCGCCCCAUUCUCCCGCUUUCCAUCAGCCUGCCCCAUUCUCCCGCUUUCCAUCACCCCGCCCCAUUCUCCCGCUUUCCAUCACCCCGCCCCAUUCUCCCGCUUUCCAUCACCCCGCCCCAUUCUCCCGCUUUCCAUCACCCCGCCCCAUUCUCCCUCCUUCCAUCACUCUGCCUCAUUCUCCCUCCUUCCAUCACCCCGCCCCAUUCUCCCGCUUUCCAUCACCCCGCCCCAUUCUCCCGCUUUCCAUCACCCAGCCCCAUUCUCCCGCUUUCCAUCACCCCGCCCCAUUUUCACGCUUUCCAUCACCCUGCCCCAUUCUCCUGCUUUCCAUCAUCCCGCCCCAUUCUCCCGCUUUCCACCACCCCGCCCCAUUCUCCCGCUUUCCAUCACCCCGCCCCAUUCUCCCGCUUUCCAUCACCCCACCCGAUCCUCCCACCUUCUAUCACCCCGCCCCAUUCUCCCUCCUUCCAUCACCCCGCCCCAUUCUCCCGCUUUCCAUCACCCCCCCUAUCUCCCGCUUUCCAUCACCCCGCCACAUUCUCCCACUUUCCAUCAACCCGCCCCAUUCUCCCUCUUUCCAUCACCCCGCCCCAUUCUCCCUCCUUCGACCACCCCGCCCCAUUCUCCCGCUUUCCAUCUCCCCGCCCCAUGCUCCCGCUUUCCAUCACCCUGCCUCAUUCUCCCUCCUUCCAUCACCCCGCCCCAUUCUCCCGCUUUCCAUCACCCCGCCCCAUUCUCCCGCUUUCCAUCACCCAGCCCCAUUCUCCCGCUUUCCAUCACCCCGCCCUGUUAUCCCGCUUUCCAUCACCCCGCCCAAUUCUCCCGCUUUCCAUCACCCCGCCCCAUUCUCCCUCCUUCCAUCACCCCGCCCCAUUCUCCGCUUCCCAUAACCCCAGCCCCAUCUCCCUCCUUCCAUCACCCCGCCCCAUUCUCCCUCCUUCGAUCACCCCGCCCCAUUCUCCCGCUUUCCAUCAGCCUGCCCCAUUCUCCCGCUUUCCAUCACCCCGCCCCAUUCUCCCGCUUUCCAUCACCCCGCCCCAUUCUCCCGCUUUCCAUCACCCCGCCCCAUUCUCCCGCUUUCCAUCACCCCGCCCCAUUCUCCCUCCUUCCAUCACUCUGCCUCAUUCUCCCUCCUUCCAUCACCCCGCCCCAUUCUCCCGCUUUCCAUCACCCCGCCCCAUUCUCCCGCUUUCCAUCACCCAGCCCCAUUCUCCCGCUUUCCAUCACCCCGCCCCAUUUUCACGCUUUCCAUCACCCUGCCCCAUUCUCCUGCUUUCCAUCACCCCGCCCCAUUCUCCCGCUUUCCACCACCCCGCCCCAUUCUCCCGCUUUCCAUCACCCCGCCCCAUUCUCCCGCUUUCCAUCACCCCACCCGAUCCUCCCACCUUCUAUCACCCCGCCCCAUUCUCCCUCCUUCCAUCACCCCGCCCCAUUCUCCCGCUUUCCAUCACCCCCCCUAUCUCCCGCUUUCCAUCACCCCGCCACAUUCUCCCACUUUCCAUCACCCCGCCCCAUUCUCCCUCCUUCCAUCACCCCGCCCCAUUCUCCCUCCUUCGACCACCCCGCCCCAUUCUCCCGCUUUCCAUCUCCCCGCCCCAUGCUCCCGCUUUCCAUCACCCUGCCUCAUUCUCCCUCCUUCCAUCACCCCGCCCCAUUCUCCCGCUUUCCAUCACCCCGCCCCAUUCUCCCGCUUUCCAUCACCCAGCCCCAUUCUCCCGCUUUCCAUCACCCCGCCCCAUUUUCCCGCUUUCCAUCACCCCGCCCCAUUCUCCCGCUUUCCAUCACCCCGCCCCAUUCUCCCGCUUUCCAUCACCCCGCCCCAUUCUCCCUCCUUCCAUCACCCCGCCCCAUUCUCCCUCCUUCCAUCACCCCGCCCCAUUCUCCCGCGUUCCAUCACUCCGCCCCAUUCUCCCGCUUUCCAUCAUCCCGCCCCAUUCUCCCGCUUUCCUUCACCCCGCCCCAUUCUCCCGCUUUCCAUCACCCCGCCCCAUUCUCCUGCUUUCCACCACCCCGCCCCAUUCUCCCGCAUUCCAUCACCCCGCCCCAUUCUCCCGCUUUCCAUCACCCCGCCCCAUUCUCCCGCUUUCCAUCACCCCACCCCAUUCUCCCGCUUUCCAUCACCCCGCCCCAUUCUCCCGCUUUCCAUCACCCCGCCCCAUUCUCCCGGUUUCCAUCACCCCGCCCCAUUCUCCCGCAUUCCAUCACCCCGCCCCAUUCUCCCUCUUUCCAUCACCCCGCCCCAUUCUCCCGCAUUCUAUCACCCCGCCCCAUUUUCCCGCUUUCCAUCACCCCUUUCCAUUCUCCCGCUUUCCAUCACCCCGCCCCAUUCUCCCGCUUUCCAUCAUCCCGCCCCAUUCUCCCUCUUUCCAUCACCCUGCCCCAUUCUCCCGCUUUAUAUCACCCCGCCUCAUUCUUCCGCUUUCCAUCAUCCCGCCCCAUUCUCCCGCUUUCCAUCACCCCGCCCCAUUCUCCCGCUUUGCAUCACCCCGCCCCAUUCUCCCUCUUUCCAUCACCCCGCCCCAUUCUCCUGCUUUCCAUCACCCCGCCCCAUUCUCCCGCUUUCCAUCACCCCGCCCCAUUCUCCCUCUUUCCAUCACCCCGCCCCAUUCUCCCGCUUUCCAUCUCCCCACCACAUUCUCCUGCUUUCCAUCACCCCGUCCCAUUCUCCCGCCUCUUUCCAUCACCCCGCCCCAUUCUCCCGCUUUCCAUCACCGCACCCCAUUCUCCCGCUUUCCAUCACCCCGCCCCCAUUCUCCCGCUUCCCAUCACCCCGCCCCGUUCUCCCGCUUUCCAUCACCCCGCCCCAUUCUCCCGCUUUCUAUCACCCCGCCCCAUUCUCCCGCUUUCCAUCACCCCGCCCCAUUCUCCCUCUUUCCAUCACCCCGCCCCAUUCUCCCUCUUUCCAUCACCCCGCCCCAUUCUCCCCCCUUCCAUCACCCCGCCCAAUUCUCCCUCCUCCCAUCACCCUGCCCCAUUCUCCCGCUUUCCACCACCCUGCCCCAUUCUCCCGCUUCCCAUAACCCCACCCCAUUCUCCCGCUUUCCAUCACCCCGCCACAUUCUCCCACUUUCCAUCACCCCGCCCCCUUCUCUCUCCUUCCAUCACCCUGUCCCAUUCUCCCGCUUUCCAUCACCCCGCCCCAUUUUCCCGUUUUCCAUCAACCCGCCCCAUUCUCCUGCUUUCCAUCACCCCGCCCCAUUCUCCCGCUUUCCACCACCCCGCCCCAUUCUCCCGCUUUCCAUCACCCCGCCCCAUUCUCCCUCUUUCCAUCACCCCACCUCAUUCUCCUGCUUUCCAUCACCUCGCCCCAUUCUCCCGCUUUCCAUCACCCCACCCCAUCCUCCCCCCUUCUACCACCCCGCCCCAUUCUCCCUCCUUCCAUCACCCCGCCCCAUUCUCCCGCUUUCCAUCACCCCGCCCCAUUCUCCCGCUUUCCAUCACCCCGCCCCAUUCCCCUGCUUUCCAUCACCCUGCCCCAUUCUCCCGCUUUCCAUCACCCCGCCCCGUUCUCCCGCUUUCCAUCACCCCGCCCAAUUCUCCCGCUUUCCAUCACCCCGCCUCAUUCUCCCUCUUUCCAUCACCCCGCCCCAUUCUCCCUCUUUCCAUCACCCCGCCCCAUUCUCCCGCUUUCCAUCACCCCGCCCCAUUCUCCCGCUUUCCAUCACCCCGCCCCAUUCUCCCGCUUUCCAUCACCCCGCCCCAUUCUCCCGCUUUCCAUCACCCCGCCCCAUUCUCCCGGUUUCCAUCACCCCGCCCCAUUCUCCCGCAUUCCAUCACCCCGCCCCAUUCUCCCUCUUUCCAUCACCCCGCCCCAUUCUCCCGCAUUCUAUCACCCCGCCCCAUUUUCCCGCUUUCCAUCACCCCUUUCCAUUCUCCCGCUUUCCAUCACCCCGCCCCAUUCUCCCGCUUUCCAUCAUCCCGCCCCAUUCUCCCUCUUUCCAUCACCCUGCCCCAUUCUCCCGCUUUAUAUCACCCCGCCUCAUUCUUCCGCUUUCCAUCAUCCCGCCCCAUUCUCCCGCUUUCCAUCACCCCGCCCCAUUCUCCCGCUUUGCAUCACCCCGCCCCAUUCUCCCUCUUUCCAUCACCCCGCCCCAUUCUCCUGCUUUCCAUCACCCCGCCCCAUUCUCCCGCUUUCCAUCACCCCGCCCCAUUCUCCCUCUUUCCAUCACCCCGCCCCAUUCUCCCGCUUUCCAUCUCCCCACCACAUUCUCCUGCUUUCCAUCACCCCGUCCCAUUCUCCCGCCUCUUUCCAUCACCCCGCCCCAUUCUCCCGCUUUCCAUCACCGCACCCCAUUCUCCCGCUUUCCAUCACCCCGCCCCCAUUCUCCCGCUUCCCAUCACCCCGCCCCGUUCUCCCGCUUUCCAUCACCCCGCCCCAUUCUCCCGCUUUCUAUCACCCCGCCCCAUUCUCCCGCUUUCCAUCACCCCGCCCCAUUCUCCCUCUUUCCAUCACCCCGCCCCAUUCUCCCUCUUUCCAUCACCCCGCCCCAUUCUCCCGCUUUCCAUCACCCCGCCCCAUUCUCCCGCUUUCCAUCACCCCGCCCCAUUCUCCCGCUUUCCAUCACCCCGCCCCAUUCUCCCGGUUUCCAUCGCCCCGCCCCAUUCUCCCGGUUUCCAUCACCCUGCCCUAUUCUCUCGCUUCCCAUCACUCUGCCCCAUUCUACCUCUUUCUAUCACCCCGCCCCAUUCUCCCUCCUUCCAUCACCCCGCCCCAUUCUCCCGAUUUCCAUCACCCCGCCCCAUUCUCUCGACUCUUUCCAUCACCCCGCCCCAUUCUCCCGCUGUCCAUCACUCCGCCCCAUUCUCCCGCUUUCCAUCACCCCGCCCCAUUCUCCCGCUUUCCAUCACCCCGCCCCAUUCUCCAACUGUCCAUCACCCCGCCCCAUUCUCCCGCUUUCCAUCAACCCGCCCCAUUCUCCCGCUUUCCAUCACCCCGCCCCAUUCUCCCUCUUUCGAUCACCCCGCCCCAUUCUCCUGCUUUCCUUCACCCCGUCCCAUUCUUUCGCCUCUUUCCAUCACCCCGCCCCAUUCUCCCGCUUUCCAUCACCCCGCCCCAUUCUCCCGCUUUCCAUCACCCCGCCCCAUUCUCCCGCUUUCCAUCACCCCUCCCUAGUCUCCCGCAUUCCAUCACCCCGCCCCAUUCUCCCGCUUUCCAUCACCCCACCCCAUUCUCCCACUUUCCAUCACCCCACCCCAUUCUCCCGCUUUCCAUCACCCCGCCCCAUUCUCCCGCUUUCCAUCACCCCGACCCAUUCUCCCACUUUCCAUCACCCCGCCCAAUUCUCUCGAUUUCCGUCACCCUGCCCCAUUCUCCCUCUUUCCGUCACCCCGCCCCAUUCUCCCGCUUUCCAUCAUCCCGCCCCAUUCCCCCGCUUUCCAUCACCCCGCCCUUUUCUCCCUUUUUCAUCACCCCGCCCCAUUCUCCCGCUUUCCAACACCCCGCCCCAUUCUCUCGCUUUCCAUCACCCCGCCCCCUUCCUCCUUCCAUCACCCCGCCCCAUUCUCCCUCCUUCCUUCACCCCGCCCCAUUCUCCCGCUUUCCAUCACCCCACACCAUUCUCCCGCUUUCCAUCACCCCGCCCCAUUCUCCCGCUUUCCAUCACCCCGCCCCAUUCUCCCUCCUUCCAUCACCCCGCCCCAUUCUCCCGCUUUCCAUCACCCCGCGCCAUUCUUCCGCUUCCCAUCACCCCGCCCCCUUCUCCCUCCUUCCAUCACCCCGCCCUAUUCUCCCUCCUUCCAUCACCCCGCCCCAUUCUCCCGCUUUCCAUCACCCCGCCCCAUUCUCCCGCAUUCCAUCACCUCGCCCCUUUCUCCCGCUUUCCAUCUCCCUGCCCCAUUCUCCCGCUUUCCAUCACCUCGCCCCAUUCUCCCGCUUUCCAUCACCCCGCCCCAUUCUCCCGCUUCCCAUCAUCCCGCCCCAUUCCCCCGCUUUCCAUCACCCCUCCCCAUUCUCCCUCCUUCCAUCACCCCGCCCCAUUCUCCCGCUUUCCAUUACACGCCCUAUUCUCCCGCUAUCCAUCACCUCGCCCCAUCUCCCGCAUUCCAUCACCCCGCCCUAUUAUUCUGCUUUCCAUCACCCCGCCCCAUUCUCCUGCUUUCCAUCACCCCGACCCAUUCACCCGCUUUCCAUCACCCGCCCCAUUCUCCCGCUUUCCAUCACCCCGCCCCAUUCUCCCGCUUUCCAUCACCCCGCCCCAUUCUCCCGCUUUUCAUCACCCCGCCCCAUUCUCCCGCUUUCCAACACCCCGCCCCAUUCUCCCGCUUUCCAUCACCCCGCCCCAUUCUCCUGCUUUCCAUCACACCGCUCCAUUCUCCUGCUUUCCAUCACUCCGCCCCAUUCUUCCGCUUUCCAUCACCCCGCCCCAUUCUCCCGCUUUCCAUCACCCCGCCCCAUUCUCCCUCCUUCCAUCACCCCACCUCAUUCUCCCUCCUUCCAUCACCCCGCCCCAUUCUCCCGCUUUCCAUCACCCCGCCCCAUUCUCCCGCUUUCCAUCACCCAGCCCCAUUCUCCCACUUUCCAUCACCCCGCCCCAUUUUCCCGCUUUCUAUCACCCUGCCCUAUUCUCACGCUUUCCACCACCCUACUCCAAUCUCCCGCUUUCCAUCACCCCGCCCCAUUCUCCCUCCUUCCAUCACCCCGCCCCAUUCUCCCGCAUUCCACCACCCCGCCCUAUUCUCCCGCUUUCCAUAACCCCGCCCCAUUCUCCCUCCUUCCAUCACCCGCCCCGUUCUCCCUCCUUCCAUCACCCCGCCCCUUUCUCCCUCCUUCCAUCACCCCGCCCUAUUCUCCCGCAUUCCAUCAGCCCACCCCAUUCUCCCGCUUUCCAUCACCCCGCCCCAUUCUCCUGCUUUCCAUCACCCCGCCCCAUUCUCCCGUUUUCCAUCACCCCGCCCCAUUCUCCCGCUUUCCAUCACCCCGCCCCAUUCUCCCGCUUUCCAUCACCCCGCCCCAUUCUCCCGCUUUCCAUCACCCCGCCCCAUUCUCCCGCUUUCCAUCUCCCCGCCCCAUUCUCCCUUCUUCCAUCACCCCGCCUCAUUCUACCUCCUUCCAUCACUCCGCCCCAUGCUCCCGCUUUCCAUCACCCCGCCCCAUUCUCCCGCUUUCCAUCACCCCGCCCCAUUCUCCCUCCUUCCAUCAUCCCGCCCCAUUCUCCCGCUUUCCAUCAGCCCACCCCAUUCUCCCGCUUUCCAUCACACCGCCCCAUUCUCCCGCUUUCCAUCACCGCGCCCCAUUCUCCCGCUUUCCAUCACCCCGCCCCAUUCUCCCGCUUUCCAUCACCCCGCCCCAUUCUCCCUCCUUCCAUCGCCCCGCCCCAUUCUCCCGCUUUCCAUCACCCCGCCCCAUUCUCCCUCCUUCAAUCACCCCGCCCCAUUCUCCCGCUUUCCAUCACCCCGCGCUAUUCUCCCUCCUUCGAUCACCCCGCCCCAUUCUCCCGCUUUCGAUCACCCCGCCCCAUUCUCCCGCUUCCCAUAACCCCACCUCAUUGUCCCGCUUUCCAUCUCCCCGCCACAUUCUCCUGCUUUCCAUCACCCCGCCCCAUUCUCCUUCCUUCCAUCACCCCGCCCCAUUCUCCCGCUUUCCAUCACCCCGCCCCAUUCUCCCGCUUUCCAUCAUGCCGCCCCCUUCUCCCUCCUUCCAUCACCCCGCCCCAUUCUCCCUCCUUCCAUCACCCCGCCCCAUUCUCCCGCUUUUUAUCAGCCCGCCCCUUUCUCCCGCUUUCCAUCUCUCUGCCCCAUUCUCCCGCUUUCCAUCACCCCGCCCCAUUCUACCGCUUCCCAUCAUCCCGCCCCAUUCCCCCGCUUUCUAUCACCCCGCCCCAUUCUCCCGCUUUCCAUUACCCGCCCCAUUCUCCCGCUUGCCAUCACCUCGCCCCAUCUCCCGCUUUCCAUCACCCCGCCCAAUUCUUCUGCUUUCCAUCACCCCGCCCCAUUCUCCUGCUUUCCAUCACCCCGCCCCAUUCACCCGCUUUCCAUCACCCACCCCAUUCUCCUGCUUUCCAUCACCCCGCCCCAUUCUCCCACUUUCCAUCACCCCGCCCCAUUCUCCCGCUUUUCAUCACCCCGCCCCAUUCUCCCGCUUUCCAACACCCCGCCCCAUUCUCCCGCUUUCCAUCACCCCGCCCCAUUCUCCCGCUUUCUAUCACACCGCUCCAUUCUCCCGCUUUCCAUCACUCCGCCCCAUUCUCCCGCUUUCCAUCACCCCGCCCCAUUCUCCUGCUUUCCAUCACCCCGCCCCAUUCUCCCUCCUUCCAUCACUCCGCCUCAUUCUCCCUCCUUCCAUCACCCCGCCCCAUUCUCCCGCUUUCCAUCACCCCGCCCCAUUCUCCCGCUUUCCAUCACCCAGCCCCAUUCUCCCACUUUCCAUCACCCCGCCUUAUUUUCCCGCUUUCUAUCACCCCUCCCCAUUCUCACGCUUUCCAUCACCAUGCCCCAAUCUCCCGCUUUCCAUCACCCCGCCCCAUUCUCUGUCCUUCCAUCACCCGCCCCAUUCUCCCUCCUUCAACCACCCCGCCCCAUUCUCCCUCCUUCCAUCACCCCACCCCAUUCUCCCGCUUUCCUUCAGCCCACCCCAUUCUCCCGCUUUCCAUCACCCCGCCCCAUUCUCCCGCUUUCCAUCACCCCGCCCCAUUCUCCCUCUUUCCAUCACCCCGCCCCAUUCUCCCGCUUUCCAUCACCCCGCCCCAUUCUCCCGCUUUCCAUCACCCCGCCCCAUUCUCCCGCUUUCCAUCACCCCGCCCCAUUCUCCCGCUUUCCAUCACCCCGCCCCAUUCUCCCGCUUUCCAUCAGCCCACCCCAUUCACCCGCUUUCCAUCACACCGCCCCAUUCUCCCGCUUUCCAUCACCCCGCCCCAUUCUCCCGCUUUGCAUCACCCCGCCGCAUUCUCCCAUCACCCCGCCCCAUUCUCCCGCUUUCCAUCACCACGCCCCAUUCUCCCGCUUUCCAUCACCCCGCCCCAUUCCCUCCCCAUUCUCCCGCAUUCCAUCACCCCGCCCCAUUCUCCCUCCUUCCAUCACCCCGCCCCAUUCUCCCGCUUUCCAUCACCCCGCCCCAUUCUCCCGCUUUCCAUCACCCCGCCCCAUUCUCCCGCUUUCCAUCACCACGCCCCAUUCUCCCUCCUUCCAUCACCCCGCCCCAUUCUCCCGCUUUCCAUCACCCCGCCCCAUUCUCCCUCCUUCCAUCACCCCGCCUCAUUCUACCUCCUUCCAUCACCCCGCCCCAUUCUCCCGCUUUUAAUCACCCCGCCCCAUUCACCCGCAUUCCACAACCCGCCCCAUUCUCCCGCUUUCCAUCACUCCGCCCCGUUGUCCCGCUUUCCAUCACCCCGCCCCAUCCUCCCGCUAUUCAUCACCCCGCCCUGUUCUCCUGCUUUCCAACAUCCCGCCCCGUUCUCCCGCUUUUCAUCACCCCGCCCCAUUCUCCCGCUUUCCAUCACCCCGCCCCAUUCUCCCACUUUCCAUCACUCCGCCCUAUUCUCCCGCUUUCCAUCACCCCGCCCCAUUCUCCCGCUUUCCAUCAACCCGCCCCAUUCUCCCUCCUUCCAUCACCCCGCCUCAUUCUCCCUCCUUCCAUCACCCCGCCCCAUUCUCCCGCUUUCCAUCACCCCGCCCCAUUCUCCCGCUUUCCAUCACCCUGCCCCAUUCUCCCGCUUUCCAUCACCCUGCCCCAUUCUCCAGCUUUCCAUCACCCUGCCUCAUUCUCCCGCUUUCCAUCACCUUGCCCCAUUCUCCCGCUAUCCAUCACCCCGCCCCAUUCUCCCUCCUUCCAUCACCCCGCCCCAUUCUCCCUCCUUCCAUCACCCCGCCCCAUUCCCGCCUUCCAUCACCCCGCCCCAUUCUCCCUCUUUCCAUCACCCCGCCCCAAUCUCACGCUUUCCAUCACACCGCCCCAUUUUCCCUCUUUCCAUCACAACGCCCCAUUCUCCCGCUUUCCAUCACCCCGAACCAUUCUCCCUCUAUCCAUCACCCCGCCCAAUUCUCCCACUUUCCAUCACCCCGUCCCAUUCUCCCGUUUUUUAUCACCCUCCCCCUAUUCUCCCGCUUUCCAUCACCCCGCCUUAUUCUCCCGCUUUCCAUCACCCCGCCCCAUUCUCCCGAUUUCCAUCACCCCGCCCCAUUCUCCCGCUUUCCAUCACCCCGCCCCAUUCUCCCACUUUCCAUCACCCCGGCCUAUUCUCCCGCUUUCCAACACCCCGACCCAUUCUCCCGCUUUCCAUCACCCCGCACCAUUCUCCCUCUUUCCAUCACCCCGCCCCAUUCUCCCUCUUUCCAUCACCCCGCCCCAUUCUCCCGCUUUCCAUCACCCCGCGCCAUUCUCCCUCUCUCCAUAACCCCGCCCCAUUCUCCCGCUUUCCAUCACCCCGCCCCAUUCUCCCUCUUUCCAUCACCCCGCCCCAUUCUCCCUCUUUCCAUUACCCCGCCCCAUUCUCCUGGUUUCCAUCACCCCGCCCCAUUCUCCCUCUUUCCAUCACCCCGCCCCAUUCUCCCGCUUUCUAUCAACCCACCCCAUUCUCCCGCUUUCCAUCACCCCGUCCCGUUCUCCCUCUUUCCAUCACCUCGCCCCAUUCUCCCGCCUUUCAUCACCCCGCCCCAUUCUCCCGCUUUCCAUCACCCCGCCCUAUUUUCCCGCCUUCCAUCACCCCGCCCCAUUCUCCCUCUUUCCAUCACCCCGCCCCAUUCUCACGCUUUCCUUCACCCCGCCCCAUUCUCCCUCUUUCCAUCACCCGCCCCAUUCUCCCGCUUUCCAUCACCCCGCCCCAUUCUCCCUCUAUCCAUCACCCCGCCCAAUUCUCUCACUUUCCAUCACCCCGUCCCAUUCUCCCGUUUUCCAUCACCCCGCCCCAUUCUCUCGCUUUCCAUCAUCCCGCCUUAUUCUCCCGCUUUCCAUCACCCCGCCCCAUUCUCCCGAUUUCCAUCACCCCGCCCCAUUCUCCCGCUUUCUAUCACCUCGCCCCAUUCUCCCGCUUUCCAUCACCCCGCCCCAUUCUCCCGCUUUCCAACACCUCGCCCCAUUCUCCCGCUUUCCAUCACCCCACCCCAUUCUCACUCUUUCCAUCACCCUGCCCCAUUCUCCCUCUUUCCAUCACCCCGCCCCAUUCUCCCGCUUUCCAUCACCCCGCACCACUCUCCCUCUUUCCAUCACCCCGCCCCAUUCUCCCUCUUUCCAUAACAUCGCCCCAUUCUCCCGCUUUCCAUCACCCCGCCCCAUUCUCCCUCUUUCCAUCACCCCGCCCCAUUCUCCCGCUUUCCAUCACCCCGCCCCAUUCUCCCUCUUUCCAUAACCCCGCCCCAUUCUCCCGCUUUCCAUCACCCCGCCCCAUUCUCCCUCUUUCCAUCACCCCGCCCCGUUCUCCCGCUUUCCAUCACCCCGCCCCAUUCUCCCGCUUUCCAUCACCCCGCCCCAUUCUCCCGCUUUCCAUCACCCCGCCCCAUUCUCCCUCUUUCCAUAACCCCGCCCCAUUCACCCGCUUUCCAUCACCCCGCCCCAUUCUCCCUCUUUCCAUCACCCCACCCUGUUCUCCCGCUUUCCAUCACCCCGCCCCAUUCUCCCGCUUUCCAUCACCCCGCCCCAUUCUCCCUCUUUCCAUCACCCCACCCUGUUCUCCCGCUUUCCAUCACCCCGCCCCAUUCUCCCGCUUUCCAUCACCCCGCCCCAUUCUCCUGCUUUCCAUCACCCCGCCCCAUUCUCCAUCUUUCCAUCACCCCGCCCCAUUCUCCCGCUUUCCAUCACCCCGCCCCAUUCUCCCGCUUUCCAUCACCCCGCCCCAUUCUCCCGCUUUCCAUCACCCCGCCCCAUUCUCUCGCUUUCCAUCACCCGGCCCCAUUCUCCCUCUUUCCAUCACCCUGCCCCAUUCUACCGCUUUCCAUCAUCCCGCUCCAUUGUCCCACUUUCCAUCACCCCGCCCAAUUCUCCCUCUUUCCAUCACCCCUCCCCAUUCUCCCUUUUUCCAUAACCCCGCCCCAUUCUCCCGCUUUCCAUCACCCCGCCCCAUUCUCCCGCUUUCCAUCACCCCGCCCCAUUCUCCCUCUUUCCAUCACCCCGCCCCAUUCUCCCUCUUUCCUCCACCCGCCCCAUUCUCCCGCUUUCCAUCACCCCGCCCCAUUCUCCCUCUUUCCAUAACCCCGCCCCAUUCACCCGCUUUCCAUCACCCCGCCCCAUUCUCCCUCUUUCCAUCACCCCACCCUGUUCUCCCGCUUUCCAUCACCCCGCCCCAUUCUCCCGCUUUCCAUCACCCCGCCCCAUUCUCCCUCUUUCCAUCACCCCACCCUGUUUUCCCGCUUUCCAUCACCCCGCCCCAUUCUCCCGCUUUCCAUCACCCCGCCCCAUUCUCCUGCUUUCCAUCACCCCGCCCCAUUCUCCAUCUUUCCAUCACCCCGCCCCAUUCUCCCGCUUUCCAUCACCCCGCCCCAUUCUCCCGCUUUCCAUCACCCCGCCCCAUUCUCCCGCUUUCCAUCACCCCGCCCCAUUCUCUCGCUUUCCAUCACCCGGCCCCAUUCUCCCUCUUUCCAUCACCCCGCCCCAUUCUCCCGCUUUCCAUCACCCCGCCCCAUUCUACCGCUUUCCAUCAUCCCGCUCCAUUGUCCCGCUUUCCAUCACCCCGCCCAAUUCUCCCUCUUUCCAUCACCCCUCCACAAGCAUGCGACUAG
Closterium sp. NIES-65 is the source of this 16152-nucleotide messenger RNA. Lineage: Eukaryota; Viridiplantae; Streptophyta; Zygnematophyceae; Desmidiales; Closteriaceae. The record is from the annotation of a GenBank genome assembly.